Messenger RNA from Staurois parvus, 317 nucleotides. Lineage: Eukaryota; Metazoa; Chordata; Amphibia; Anura; Ranidae. The record is from the annotation of a GenBank genome assembly.
AUGUAUGUGAAAUGGUUUGAUACAGGAAUGUUUUUACUAUGUGAUUUUAGUGUAUUUAGUGAAUGUCACUUUUUGUCAUUUUCAAAUUUCCCGCUGUUCCGUCCCCCGUACAUCUUGACGUCGCAGGGGACGGAACCCAGAUGACAGAUGCUGGCAUCUGCCGGAGGACAUUACAGGGGACAUUGCAGGAGGGACAUCGCGGAAGAGCAGGACAAGGUAAGAGAAGAACAGAUCCCGGAGCAGCGCCGCAUGGUAAGCCCAAGUGUAGCUCGGGGUUAACACUUUUGCUACACUCGGGAAUACCGUCAGGGAGGCUA